Lethenteron reissneri (Far Eastern brook lamprey) is the source of this 585-nucleotide messenger RNA. RefSeq names its product leucine-rich repeat-containing protein 15-like. NCBI's taxonomy places the organism in Eukaryota, Metazoa, Chordata, Hyperoartia, Petromyzontiformes, Petromyzontidae. Gene Ontology annotation, cellular component: extracellular matrix. The record is from RefSeq and is a predicted model, not a curated record. Gene Ontology annotation, molecular function: protein binding.
ACCGUCGCUCGUCCCUCGCAGUGUUCGUGCUCAGCGACACAAGUGUUCUGUGCAGGGAAAGGCCUCGCGUCUGUGCCUGCGGGAAUCCCCAGCACCAUGCAGUAUCUGGAUUUGAACAGCAAUCAGAUCACGAAGCUCGAGCCCGGGGUGUUUGACCGCCUGACGGCACUGAGAAUGUAUGACAGCCUGGGGAAUCUCAAGGAGCUUUCAUUUCAAAAUAACCAGCUGCAGGCUCUACCCGCUGGACUGUUUGACUGCCUGGUGAAUCUGAAGAAGCUGCGACUGGACUAUCACCAACUGCAGGCGAUACCGCCCACUCUGUUUGACCGAUUGACUGAACUGACACAUCUGGAGCUGGACAAUAACCAACUGAAGUCUCUCCCCGACGGGGUGUUUGACCGCCUGGUGAAUCUGCAGAAGCUGUGGUUGUAUGAGAACCAACUGUCUGCUCUCCCUGCCGGGGUGUUUGACAAACUGACUCAACUGACUGUCUUGAUUCUGCACACCAACCAACUACAGGCUCUACCCGCCAGGGUGUUUGACCGCCUCGUUAAUCUGAAGGAGCUGUACUUGUGUAGUGACUAA